Messenger RNA from Microtus ochrogaster (prairie vole), 1892 nucleotides. RefSeq names its product claudin-22. Gene Ontology annotation, molecular function: structural molecule activity. The record is from RefSeq and is a predicted model, not a curated record. Lineage: Eukaryota; Metazoa; Chordata; Mammalia; Rodentia; Cricetidae. Gene Ontology annotation, cellular component: membrane; bicellular tight junction.
UGAACCCGAACCUUCAAUUAAGAGUUUUUGUUUUUUUUUUUUUUUUACAUUUAGACUUAAUUCUCCGACUUGUUAGGAGCGUUGGGAAUGUGAAAGCCAGGUAAACCUUCACAAUGAAAGGAUUAGCACAACUUGACCUCAGAGGCUCCCUGACAAAGUGUUCUGCACAAACUUCAGCCCACAGGACACAAACACAGCCCCGGGCCACACCUUAGCAUUGCUGGUUCAUAGCAGUGUUUCCCUGUCCUCUUCUGAAACCUUUUCAACAUGGACUCAAACAAUAGUAGACCUGGCAAGCGUCCUCCUAUACACACAAUGCAAAACUAUGUCUAAGCUCUGCAAGAGCUAAGUGUCACAGUUUUUUUACAGCAAGUGCGGGGCAGGAGUCAGGCUGGCUCAGGCUCGCAGGACGUUCUAAUGGGCUUGGUUUUCCGGAAAGCCACGCAGUCCGCUGCACUUCUGCUAGCCCUGCUGGGAUGGGUUUUAGCCUGCCUCACCAACUACUUGCCCCACUGGAAGAACCUCAACCUGGACCUGAACGAGAUGGAAAACUGGACCAUGGGGCUCUGGAAAGCCUGCGUCAUCCAGGAGGAAGUGGGGAGGCAAUGCAAGGACUUUGACUCCUUCCUGGCCUUGCCAGCUGAACUCCAGAUCUCCAGGAUCCUGAUGUCUCUGUCGAAUGGGCUGGGGCUGCUGGGGCUGCUGGGCUCUGGCUGUGGCCUGGACUGCUGGAGGCUCGGAGAGAGCCAGAAGGGUCUGAAGAGGCGGCUGCUCAUCUUGGGAGGGUUCCUGCUCUGGACUUCGGGCGUGCUGGUCCUGGUUCCUGUCUCCUGGGUGGCCCACGUGACGGUUCAGGAGUUCUGGGAUGAGACCCUGCCUGAGAUUGUGCCCAGGUGGGAGUUUGGGGAGGCCCUUUUCCUUGGCUGGUUUGCUGGCUUCUGCCUGGUGCUGGGAGGGUGGUUGCUCCACUGUGCAGCCUGCUGGAGCCCGGCUGCCCCCGCCUCGGGCCACUAUGCAGUGGCAGGAUUGCAAGACCACUGUCAGCAGCUGGAGCUGAAACACGCCAGCUCAGAAAUCUAAGCCAGAUGGAUCAGUGGCCUUUCUACUCUUCAGCAGGUGCUCGCUCCAGCCGGACUUGGUAGGAUCUCCUGCUAAAAUCACCCCUACUCAGUGUGAUUUUGAGUUCCCGAAAUGCAUACUUCCUUUCUGUGAUUAUUAACUUCUAAAUACAAUUUUCUUUCUACAAUUGCGUAUUUUCUAUUUGGAGCCAGAUGAAUCUGGGUAUUUUGAAGUAAUCAGCCAUUAGUGAGCUUUAGAACUUUGUCAGCCUUUAAAAUAGGCUGUGAUUGCACACACACAGGGAGUGGGGAAACCAAACCUCAUAGGAGCGCUUUUGUGAAAGGGUCGUUCACGUGGAGAGGAGUCUUGUGGGAAACAGACGUCAUGUUGACCGUGUACUUUCGCGUAUCUAAAGUAACUUAGGAGACUAAGAUCUCAGUAGAUGCUUAUUUAAAAUACAUGACAACUGAGGACAAUAAAAGCAGCAACAACAAGAACAAAACACUUGCUUGGUCCUGACUCAAUGGGACACCCCCUUUCCAGAGACCUUUCUCUAGAGAGUUCUUCCCACGUCAGAAAAACAUCCAUGCCUGCCUCUAAACAGAGCGGUUCUCGUGGAUUCUGGGAACUCAGGUAGAAUGUGCCACGCAAAAGUGCACCUCCUUCUGCCCCCGUGUGGUGGGGUGGAAUGUCCUGCCUGCUUUGGCUCUGUGGCAGAGGUCGGGACUGGCGUGUGUGGGUGGGCACAGUGCCUCCUGGGACGGCUGCCUCCUUUGGAAGAACGCUGCCAGCUCGGGUAGGGUAGCCGGGGCUCACAGACUAAUCAGCCCUUG